AUGUCUAAAAGUUUAGAGAAUGUGGCCUUGGGAAUCCGAUCCAAGUUUAACCAGAACGUGUACGAUCUCAUUGGGCUGGAUAUGAAGGGCGCUCCUUCCUUGAUUUGCAAACAACUGAUUGUGCAGAACUACUGUCCCAAAAUCAGUGUCAUUUCUACAGCGAGCUCGGACGCUCUAGCCUCCACUUUGGGAUUUGGCAACUUUCUGGAACUUCUCAGGUGUUUUGAGCAAGGCCUUCUGGAUCAAGACCCCGGAAUAUCUACUUCUAAUGGCUCGAACUUGAGGCUGACAGUGCGAUUUGUCAGUCCCAUUAUGGAUCAGUUACGAGAACAGGAAGAGUUUCUGCAAACAAGAAGAUCCAGCUUAGGGGGCAGUGCAAGCUUGGGCAGCUCAGAUUCCUUUAGCCAAACGUUUUCUGUAUCAGAAUUGUACAACUUGAACUCCUUGGAUCCAUUCAUGAACGACCAUAUAAAAGAUGUUGACAGCAUAAUUUCCGCGAGCGAUGACCUUGUGAAUGUAAAACUCGCUCGUAAUUCCAUCUACUUGAAUCUGCUCACAAAGAGCAUCUCUUCCACAACGAUAUCGUCCUUUGAGUUUUUCAACCAUCCAAUAAUGCAGUUGUUUGUCGUCACGUCUGCCGAUUCCUUGGAGACAGUCAAAGAAGCGCUUUCCGGCUGGAAAAGGGCCGCAUAUCCAAGUUGGUUGGACAUUGAGUCGAUAGUGGAGCUGGUUCUCAUUAUUGUCGACCCAGAAAGUGAUCUACAGAAUGGACUACGUCUGCAGGAAGAGCUGAAACUUGGUGUUGGCGUAAAAAGUCUCAUUGUACCGCUAGACAACUCCGGAGACACUGUGAACGUUGGAAAACCUUUAUUCUCUCAGUUGAGUGAGGAAAUGGCCAGAACGGAGCUCACAGAGCGCGGACUUCCGCGCCAAAUCUACGAAACGUUCAGCGAUCAAAUUCAGGAUAUCAUUCACAAGCAGCUCAUUCCUCACAUGGAGAGAAAGAUCAGAAUGUGGACAGAAGAAUACGUGGCUCCUCGCAAAAGCUUUACAGGAAGAUUUUUCAACGCAGGAAAGAAAUGGAGCGGAAAGGGCACCAAGAAGUCGUUUUUCUCGUUUGGUAGCAGCGAAAAACUCGAAACCACUCCGGAGCCCAGCGGCUCGAGCUACAACAAGAAAGACGGUUAUUACAACAUCAAGUCACCGGAAAUGGCCAUACGACGUUUAGCAGACUGGAAUUUCAUGCUUCGCGACUACCGAAGCUCGUACACAACGUACGAGCUGCUUAAGAAAGAUUUUCUAAAUGACAAGGCGUACAAUUAUCUUGCUUCGCUCCAAGAAUUCAUGAUCAUCUCUUUAAUUAUUGGCGCAAGCAAUAAGGUCAAUCCGUUGGACAAGCCGCCUAUCAGCAUGGUGAUGAAUGGAAUUACCGCAAAAAUCUUAUCAGAGGUGAUCAAUCCUCUGGUGGACUCCUCGUUCUACUCGUAUCUGUCGCGCUGCAACUUGAAGACCUAUAGUAUCCGAUUACUCCUAAUAAUUGCCGAGCUCUUUUUCGUCCUCGGCCAGUCGACAGCAUACUUUGGACACUCUCCAGCCUCUGCUUCAGCAUUGUAUUACAACGAGGCUAUCAAUUUGUUUACCAAGCUGAUCGACUCGCACCUUUUGGAAAGCACGGCCAAUGCUGUAUUAAUGGAACGUGUUGCAUACAUUUAUUCUGCAUUUGGUCAGCCGAAAAAGUCUUUGAAGAGCGCUCUCAAAGGUUCAUACUACGAACAGAGCAAUCCUCUCAAGCUUGAGAUCCCCGAGCUCGUCUCGUUUGGCCAGACCAGACAUCGCAAGUCGAUACUGUGGCUGCUUCUGGCUGCCAAAGAGCUGGACCCAGUCUCCAAGCCCACCCAAACAAAGUUGCUCGUGGAAUGCAUAGAAAACGAAAUAGCCCAAAUCCCAGGACAAGAUGCUGCUGUGUGGUUGCAGAGGGAAGACGGGCUUCUGUACAGUCUAAAAAAAAGUCUAGCACGUGUCAAGAACGUUCUUUCUGCUGAUACGCUUGUGCUGGUUCCUUUAAAGGGGCCCAGUACAGAACGGAUUCUGACUCUGGGCUACGUGCAGGCUCCACGGCUAACUUCCGGCGAGAAGUACGCUUUUGAGGCCAGAGAGCUUCUGAGAACGCUCUUGGUCGGCAAGGAAAUCAAGUUCUGGAUACUCUACAAGAGCCAGUCCGAGAAAGAAUUUGGAGACGUGUCGACGCCGCUUUUCCCUUCUUUGAUUUCGUAUCUAUUGGAGAAAGGUGCCGUGAAGCUCAGAUCUGGAAUCUUCGACAACGAAGCUCUGCUUGAUUUGCAGAAGAUCGAGGCUAAGGCCCGCGACAAGGGUAUUGGCAUGUGGGCUAAGAACUUGGGUGCCAUUGAGAGGGCCAAUGAGCUGACACCAAGCCAAAAAGAAAAGUCAAAGACCUCGCCGCUCGACGCCAUAGUGGAGAGAGUGAUCAGUGGAGAUCGUUUGAUGGUGAGAGCACUGGUUUCCAAAAACAAGCAUGCUGUGUUUCCUGUGCUGAUUGCUGGAAUUAAGGCUCCGAGAACGGCCUCUGCAGAGCAGGAGGCAGAACCUUUUGGUGAGCAGGCCAAGAGCUACGUGGAGACCAGGCUGCUGGCCAGAAACGUGAAAAUCAGUAUUGUGGGCGAGUCGUCCAGCGGAAUCGCGGUUGCACAGGUGGUGCAUCCGGCAGGGAAAAUAAAUUCCAAACUAUUGGAGGAAGGGCUGGCAGAAGUAGCUGACUGGCAGUCUGUUCUGCUGGGAGCCAGCGGGAUGGCGGAUUUGCGCAAGAGUGAGCGUAUUGGUAGAGGCCAGAAGAAAAACUUGUGGCGCAACGAGGAAGGCUCGAGGGAAUCCACUGAGAAGAGCUUCAGCGGAACAAUUGCAAGAGUGAUUUCGGCCGAUACGUUGGUGGUCCGUUUGAAAAAUGACACUGAAAUCACUGUUCAGCUCGCUUCUCUCAGAGGGCCAAGACAAUCUGAUCCAGAAACGGCACCAUUUGUUACCGCUGCGAGAGAAUUUGUUCGCUCCAAGACCAUUGGCAAGCAAGUCAGGGUUGUGGUCGAGUCGAUCAGACCGAAGACAGAGCAGCUGGACGAGCGUUCUCUGGUGAGUAUUUUCUUGAACGACGGAACAAACCUUUCUGAUCUCAUUGUUUCCAAUGGCUAUGCAUCUGUUUUGAAGUUCAAAUCGGAAAGCAAGCCAGACUACUGGGAUUCGCUGAUUGAAAGCGAGAUGCAGGCUACCAAGCAAAAGAAAGGAAUUCACGGCAAAGUUCCAGAUCCAGAGAGAAUCGUGGAUGCCUCGGAAUCUGCGGCAAGAGCAAAACCAUAUCUUUUCUCCUUCCAAAACAGAACGAAGAUCCCGGGGAUCGUCGAGCACAUCACAGCUUCCAACAGAUUCAAGAUCUCCAUGCCUCGUGAGGGCCUUCGAUUGACCUUUGUGCUAGGAGGGCUGGCAAACCCAAAAGGAGACGAAGCGAUAGCUGAAAAGGCCCUGGCGUUUACAACGAAAAAGGCGUACCAGAGAGACGUCCAUUUGGAUAUCUACAACGUUGACAAAUUUGGCGGAUUCAUUGGCAAUCUCUAUUUCCCAGGAUCGAGUGUUCCGUUCCAAAUACCCCUGUUGCAACAAGGAUUUGCCGAGUGCCACGAAAGAUCGCUCGCACAGACCAAAUAUGAGACGCAAUUCUUGCAAGCAGAAGAGGAAGCAAGAGAAAAAAAGCUGGGUGUGUGGGCCACGUACCAGCCUGAGGAGGUGCCGGUCCAGCAGAUCGCAAAGCUCAGUAUUGACAGAAAAUACUACGACGUGGUGGUCACCGACGUGUCAGAGACGAUAGCUCUCCAAAUUCUCAACGAUGAGCAGAAAAAGCUGUCUCCAUUUAUGAAACAGAUGCAUGCCUCCUCAUCGGGCUUCAAACCGCUCGGUAAGCCGCCAAAGGUUGGAGCCCUUGUCGCUGCCAAGUUUUCAGAAAAUGGAAAGUUCUAUCGUGCGCUGGUGAUUGCUGUUGACCGCCAACUGAACAAGUACACAGUCCGCCACGUGGACUACGGGAACAGCGAGAGCGUUCCGCUGUCUGACUUGCGCGAACUGCCUGCCAACUUCGGGACCUCUGUGCUAAAACCCCAGGCUCACGUGGCUCAAUUCUCGCUGGUCAAGCUUCCGCCAGCCCAGCCUAUCGACUACUUGCAGGAUGCAAUUUAUUUCCUUGAAGAUCUCAUUUUGGAUAGACAGCUCGUUGCGUGCGAAACUUUCCACAACCCAGAGCCGAAUGUCGAGAUGGACGUGGAGCUGUACGAUCCAGAAACAAUUUCCAAGGAUCCAAGAUGGACGAUCAACAAAGAGCUGGUGUCCAAUGGUCUCGGUAUUGUUAAAAAGGACUUGAACGAGUUCGAAAAGCUGCUUUCUGCCGAGCAGCAGGCACUGCUGGAACUGGAACAGGAGGCCAAACGUGCUCACAAGGGCUGCUGGGAACACGGCGACAUUGAGGAGUAACGAGAUGUAAAAU
Messenger RNA from Ogataea polymorpha, 4540 nucleotides. RefSeq lists its product as uncharacterized. Gene Ontology annotation, cellular component: nucleus; cytosol. Gene Ontology annotation, molecular function: nuclease activity; RNA binding. The transcript is spliced from 2 exons. The record is from RefSeq and is a predicted model, not a curated record. Gene Ontology annotation, biological process: mRNA catabolic process. The coding region runs from base 1 to 4527 and encodes 1508 amino acids. NCBI's taxonomy places the organism in Eukaryota, Fungi, Ascomycota, Pichiomycetes, Pichiales, Pichiaceae.